Molecule: messenger RNA, 1980 nt
Organism: Melampsora larici-populina 98AG31
Lineage: Eukaryota; Fungi; Basidiomycota; Pucciniomycetes; Pucciniales; Melampsoraceae
Exons: 8
Coding region: 1-1980 (659 amino acids)
Source: RefSeq, a predicted model, not a curated record
AUGGCACCUAAAACCCGUGGUAGAUCUCUGGAAAAGAAUAAAAAGAAUGAUGUCCAGGAUGAAAAAGAUUUGAAUGGGACCAAUAGCGAUGACUCUGAUGACUCUUCAUCAUCAUACCAAACAAAAUCAGAUUCAGAUUCAGACAAAUCUGAACCAGAGCCGGACUCAGAAGAUGGUCAAGGUGGUUCUUUACCAAAAAAGCGGCGUCGACGCCGCAAGGUGGCUAGCAAAAAGACUAAAAAAGGGCCGUGUCCGCAACUCGAACAGGGGAUCUUGAUUGCCUGGCCGCCUUGCCUGUCAGCGCAAGCAGCUUCUAGCAGAGUGGGACACAUCACCCAUAUGUGGCCACCUCAGUCAGGGGUUCCCAACAAACCAAAAUUACAUGAACCUCAAUUCAGCAUGCCGCCCCACAGAAAGCAGCCCGGAAAACCUCCGAUCGAACCUUACCCAGCAGGCAAGGGUAAUAGUAAACGCACUGCACUAUUACCCGACAGAUUCAAGCCAGAAAAACCUGGUUAUCAUUACCAAAAUCGAUUCAACUACAACUCGAUGGUCGACCAAUUCGUUCGGCAAUCCCUAGUAGAUGAUUCCCUAGGGGAUAUCACGCCUGAAGUUAUUGACUUCGACUUGGCUGUGACUUUCUUUCUUUUCGAAACGAAUCACCUCUCCCUACCCAAUAUACCUCAAUCUAUUGACAUCGUCCUGAACGAUCUGGAUAUCCUGUUUCCCAUCAACUCUCGCCAGCAUGACAUUGAAACCUGCGCUUUAUACAUCAAGUCAACCAUCAUAGCCCACGAAUCACAACCUGGAUCUGAACGGCCUUUCGGUCUCCGCUACCCCAAUUUCAAAGCCUUACAAGUCCUAAUUGCUGAGAGAUCUAAGUCACCCCGCCCUUUGAAUUCGAAUAAGGCGAUUGUUUUGGUGGAUCUGGCUGGACGGUUCCUGGCAAUGGGCCUUCCUCCCAAUGCGAAAGCUUCAGUAGCUGCCGUAAGCGGUCUCAAAGCUUUAGAAGGCUCUGCACAUCUACACGCUUUACCUGGUUUCAUUGGACCUAUUAACAAAAACAUCCUAGAAGCCAAAAUCUCAUCUUCUGAUAGUGCUUUCAGCCCUUCCAUUUCAGCGACCGCACGACACUCAAACCUUGGAAACUAUCCAGUUCCUGUCCCCGGGGCCCUGAAUGGACACCUCGCUUAUGAGACCUACGGUUUUGGCCUUGGUUCUCCUGAUGCCCUUGCUGAUACCAAGAUGGAAUUGGGCUUCGACCGCCAGGGCUACAGGCUUGAAGAUUGUGGGGACUGGCCCAAUUCUGACCGACAUCUCCCCAAAGUCAUGGGGCUGGGUGAGGAUUGCCUUUUCAAGAGGGUCGAUAAUGCCAGAAGAAUCCAACAAUUGCAUUGGGCUUACGAGGUGUCACGAGUUGUCAACGCAGCAGUCCAGCCUGAGACUUACGAAGUGGCUGAAAAUUUUGAAUAUGUUUAUGUUUCAGGACAGCAUGUUAAUUAUAAUAUACAGGUAGCCCCACAUCGGGAUGGCAAAAACUCCAAUCUGAUUGAUUCAGUGUUUGCUUAUGGUCGCGACUAUUCCGGCGGCCGCUGGAACUUUGGAUCCCUAGGUGUAAGCUUUUGUGCUGAUCCUGGCUAUUCCUUACAUGCCCGCUUCAAAUUUCUGGAUCACUCGGUGGCUACAAUACUUCCAAUUCCAGGGAGUCGCAACAGACCUCUUCGAGUAUCUGUGGCUUUGUACUCUCACGCUGACGUGUAUGCCAGUACAGCAAGAGUGUCAGGUGCUAGAAGUGAUUGCAUUGGGAGAGCCAGAUAUAGUGAUGGUUCCAUGAGGUUACCGUUUCCGCCACCUGGAUUCUCAGUUCCAACUUUCAGAAAGGUCUUGAGAAAAGAGGAAAAAAAGUGGAGGCACAAGGCGCGAGCUGCUUCUGCUGCUCACCAGGCUGCUCAAACUUACCUAUCAGCCCUCGAUAUAUAG